AGUAUGAUAUCUUGCCCAGGUAUGAAGCUAUUCCGAAAUAAAUUUGUUUAUUGACCGAUUUCUGUCACGUCCGUCUCGUAAUUUUUCAUAUUUUUAAGAUCUCAUUUUCACAAUAUGAAGAUUUUAAUAAAAGUACUAAAAGGAAGUGACUGUUGGUUAGAGGUUAACAAAGACACAACAAUAAAACAAAUAAAAAAUGAAGCAAUGUCUCGUUUAAACAUAUCUGGACCUCAACAGACAUUGCUUUUAGCAGGGAGGCCCCUUAUAGAUGAAAACUCUGUCGAAUUUUAUGAUAGCAUAAAAGAAGGAACAAAGUUAUUACUAGUGAUAAAAAAACAAGAAGUUCUAAAUUUAAAUGAUGAAUUAGUAAAAUAUUUCAAAAAAUUCUACAGUGAUGAAAUGGCUCAACAAUUUGCUAAAAGUUUUAUGAUUGAAUUUAAAAGAAAAACUGCUUUAUUAAGUUUAGAUGAUAUAGAAAGAUUAGCUACCUCAGAUGCACUGUAA
This is a messenger RNA of Ctenocephalides felis (cat flea), 504 nucleotides long. RefSeq names its product ubiquitin-like protein 4A. The transcript is spliced from 2 exons. The record is from RefSeq and is a predicted model, not a curated record. Gene Ontology annotation, biological process: post-translational protein targeting to endoplasmic reticulum membrane. Lineage: Eukaryota; Metazoa; Arthropoda; Insecta; Siphonaptera; Pulicidae. Bases 115 to 504 code for a protein of 129 amino acids. Gene Ontology annotation, molecular function: protein binding.